Bactrocera oleae (olive fruit fly) is the source of this 7320-nucleotide messenger RNA. RefSeq names its product acyl-CoA synthetase bubblegum family member 1 (gene bgm). The record is from RefSeq and is a predicted model, not a curated record. Gene Ontology annotation, molecular function: long-chain fatty acid-CoA ligase activity. Gene Ontology annotation, cellular component: endoplasmic reticulum; membrane. Lineage: Eukaryota; Metazoa; Arthropoda; Insecta; Diptera; Tephritidae.
UUUGAUAGAGUAAGAAUUGUACUGAAGUAGAAGCUGAUUUAAGUAAUAUUUCGUUUAUAUUUAAGAACUUUGGUAUUUUGUGUUUUAAAAAUUUCCAUUCCUAUGAGAUUCAAACUAAAUUGUGAUCGUCUUCACUAGCUGUGUUCGAUUCACCAAGCGUUUGAGAGAAACUAGUUGCUCAAUUAAACUGACGGUACUCACGAUGAAACCUUACGUUGACUUAUCUUUUGACUCUUGCUGAAUUGCGUUGCGCGUCACUCUUUGGUGGAGUAAUACUUAUUUCCACGCUAAAAAAGAUUUUAGUAACCCAAAAGUUUCGAGCAGCUCCCGUGCCUCACAUUUUCAAUAAACUAUCAUAUUUUAUUUAAAGCAUAUAAAACUAUUCUGUGAAUAUCGAAAGCAAAUUUAUUCAAAAUUUUAUAUUUUUAUACUUCUGUCUAUGUAGAUCAGUCAACAUUUAACGUUAAAUGAAACAAAAACCACUCGUAAAUACUGUUUUUUUUAUAUCUCAACAGUCGAUAGAUAAUUGAUAACAUAUAUUUUAUUUAUGAGCACAAGUUCACAUAAGGACCGUUUGGAUAAUCAGCUUAUCACGGCAAUAAGGCAAUACAAUCGAACAGUAACGAAAUAAGUGACUAGAAGGAUGAUCAAACUCAAUAAAUUACAUUCAAAACUCUUAACUUAUGUAUGUAGUCUUAUACUGGAGUGUAUAUAUGUACAUAUGUAUAUGACUGCAGUCGCGUGAGAGAAUACAAAGUCCGUGCUGACAAUUCCUUAUCAGAUGAUAUGUUGUACAAUGUGCGCUAACCGCUUGACGAUAAGCGUCUCAGUGCCCACGAUCGCGGGCCGUUGUUGUUGGCCGAUUGCUUUACUAUGAGUACUUGUAUAUAUGUAUGUAUAUGUAAAUUGUCGGCAGAUAUGGGCAUAUAAUCACUUUUGUGGGUUAAAUGAAAAAUUUGGCGACAUUUGGCUUUGUUAAGACCAUUUGAGCGCAUAAAUAGCGAAAUUGCUGUAACAUUUUUUAUGAAUUUGAUAUUCCAAAAAUGAAAAAAAGGAAAUGCAUAAUAAAUUGCUGCAACUUCUAUAAAUUUGUGGUCUCUUUUUAAUGCCUAAAAUCGCAUUAAAUAUUUUCUAAAGGAAAUUAAACAAGAAACAAAGUUAACUUCGUCUGUAUAAAGCUACAAUACCCUUCACCGGUGCAUUUUUUAUAGCAUAAAGGAGUAUAAAAAGAUCUUUAUCUUGAUUCUGAUCGGUUAGUUCAUAUCACAGCUAGAUGUUAUAGUGAUCCGAUCUGAAACAUUUCUUUGAAGAUUGCACCAUUAAUCCUAGGCAAUAAUCCAUGCCAAACAUCUUGAUGAUAUCUCGCCAAAUGACACAGCUUUCCAUACAACCACUUGAUUCCGAUCGUUCCUUAAGAUUCAUGGCACUAUUAUUGACGCAAAAUAUUUUUCUUAAAGGUAGCUACUUGAUCAUUAACUUAGCAAGCAUGAAAAGUCUAUGGAUUUAUUAUCAUAAAAACAAAAAGACAUUUAGCCACUCGACUUCUAAAACGUCUUAAAAGUCUUUAAAAUAAUAUAAAAAACAUCGUUGUGUUUCUUCAAUUUCUAAACUUCCAAAAAUUCUCUGUAGAAACAGGGCUGCGGAUAAUGAAAUAUUUAGACAAAACAUCAAAUAACCAACAGCAAAAGUAAGUAUCCUCUGAAGCAACUCACUUCAUUUGAAAAACUGCAUAAUGAACGUUUACAAAAAACCCUUAAACCUAUUCUGAACACUAAAAGUGAUUCAUUUUUUUUUGUAAAAUUAAAAACUUAGAAACUAGCUGAGAGUAGUUGAUCAUUUCAGUUUUAAAGUCAACUACCGGUAAAGCGCGGCACAAAGUACACCACAAAUUAGAACAUUUAAUAAACAACCUUUAAGCGGAAGUUUUUUUUUUACUAAACACUUUCUUAAAAACGUUUCAGUAAUUAGUCACGCAAUUUUUUCUUCAUAUGAGUGUAUUCGGGAUUGAAGGUAAGAAGUGUUUCAUUACACCUAUACUGAGAACUAUAAAAAAAUUUAAAAUAUAAUUGCUACUAUUAACAAAAAGAAAUGUGUUUCUCGCAAGUGCUGCAAAUUAAUUUAAAACUAUUUCCGAAGCAUAUUUUAUAAAUAGACAUGCGAAUAAUUUUAAUUAAUGUCUGUAUUUAAAAAGUAUAAAUAUAGUCAGACUUUGUGCUAAUGAAACAAAUUAUAAUGAGAAAUUAUAUAUCCGACAUUAAUUAUGACAAAUUGUUUUGUUUAAAUUUCGUUUAUAAUUCGUUAAUUCUUUCUUGAAGAUAUGUGAUGAAUAGAAUGCAACAACUCGGUUAAGCAAUCGUUUCCAAACCAGGGUAACCGAAUAGCACCUACUUUAAUUCACUAUUUUUUAAGAGUUGUACGGAAGCACUUUGACAGAGUGUUCUCACUGACACUCUUCACACUCCCUAUUUUCCCAUACGUCGACAGCACUCGUUCUACCUUGAACUGGUUGUGCCACGAAGUUUUGGAUAUAUCGAACGGAAAUUUGGCACACGUCCGUUUCCUCUCAAGAAGCUCAUUUGUCGGAACCGCCAAACUUUUUGAAGGUUGUUUAUUUUAAACAUAGUGGAUAGUUCUAUUCCUGUAAGGAGUAUAUAUAAAGCAUCAAGUAAGGCAAGGUUUUUUCUUGUUUUAUACCAAUAUGAGCAUUACAACACUUACCAGGAAACUUUGCAGAUUUAAUAAAACAUUCGAUUUCUUAGAAAACUUGUUUAUGUUUAACCCACGUAUUUUAAUAAACAAGCCAGAACAAAAAAUAUGAAAAUGUCGGAGUACUAGGGAACGGGCUCGCGUGGUCUGCACUGAUUAUUACAAACUAUAGUAUUUGUAUGUGUAUAUAUGUACAAGUAUAUAGUAAAAAUUUCAAUAUGUUAGUUUAUUUAAAACUGAUUGCAUUGCGUUGCAGCAAAUUGAUUUUCAUUAAAACAAUCGCAAUUGUUGCAACAGCCAGCAGUGAUUAUAGGAUGUGGGCGGAGAGAGGGGCAAGAUAUGGUAUUGCACUUGUACAAUACUACAAUCAAACUGUGCUAUUUGAGUGCAUUCGCUCAGGCGCUGAAGCUGAGACUACUUGAUAAGAAAAUUUCUUUUCAUUGUCAAUGUUAGUGGGUGAGCCAAAACGAUGAUUUAAACAGGAAUCAGCAAUAUACUACUUUAUAAUCUAUAAAAUAAGUACGUAUAUAAAUUAACUGUGAAAAUUGUUUAGUGUUAUCGUUGAUUGUUAUCGGUAUCGAGAUGUAAAAUAAUUCGUAAAUAUAUAUUCGGGCUUUUUCUGUGUCAAACUGGUUCUCUUAAAGUCUAUUAAGUCUCGCUGAUUGUCUUGACCAAGACAAUUACACAAUACUAAGUGAUUCUUUGGAUAUUUAUAUUUCUUUAUUCAUUUGUAGCUAAUUAAAUUUUCAGCAUUAAUUUAUAAAAGAAGUAAGCCUACUAGUUUUAGGAAAAAUGUUUGGUCCAUAAACGAUCAGGCUUGUUUUUAACGUAUCUUUCCUUCAAUUUUCACCUCAAUGAAAUUUUAUUAUAAAUAUAGUUAUAAUAAAACCUUUAUUAAGUUUAGGUUUGGUGGAGUUCACACUCGCCUAAUUGCUCGAUAAAGUAACUAACUAAAUGUCUCGUUUCGUUUCGGUCAGCCCAGAACAUUAUGUCUAAGGGCAAAGUGCAAUUCUAAUCUUUCACUUUUACAUGUUUUAGUUAUCUUAACUUUCUUGCAGUCCGCUGACGUUUGUCCUUAGGCGUUUUCAACGGGGAUUAUAAGGCAACAACAAAGUUAAUAUUUAAGCGAUUGCAUUGUUGUGUGAACAAAUGUGUAACCGAUUCGUCAAGCAGUAGCAACAACACGCUCAACGUGUUGAUAAGAAACACAAAUACAUACACAAGCCUAUAUACCGAAUCCACACACAUGUACGACUAUACUGUGCUCAAGCAGCAAGCAAACACGAGCGGUCAUCACAAGCGAGAGAGUACAAUCAUCACUCGCUGUUUAUGUGCAUUUAUAAGAGAAGCGAGAGCGUGAAGCAUUUCCCUGCCUGAAUGCGUGUUCGUAUAGACUUGGGUAUCUAGCUGUAGAUAGUUGUUUUUAUUGACUGAUCGUGAAGGCGCUACUAAAUUUUUUUUUUCUUUUCUAUGACUUUUUCUUUGUAUUAUGGACAUACAAACACAUUGCAUUUGCCGUUAGCGGGCAUUCGAAGUUUUGUUAAGUUUCCGGCCAGUUAGCGGUGUCAGUCUACUUUCGUGGCUUGUACGCGCAAGUUUCUUCGUAUACGUUUGGCAGUUCGCGGUCUCCACGCUCGUAUUGCUUUCUGGGAGAUUUUUUUUUAGUUUCUUCAUUUCUUGCGUGUCUUUAAAUAUUCGUUGCUGAACAACUACUUUCGAUUUUAUUGCUUUCUGUACUUCUCACUGCACUUAAACAACUAUCGACAUGUCCAAUUGGGAGUCAUUAUAUAACCGUCCAGGUCCGAAUCGCUUGCUGCCAGCCGAGUCAUAUCGUACGAGCGAUCCUAAGGAGCCAGUGAAGAUUCGUAGAUCUACUGAGGGGCUCUCAGCUGAAGAGCCAAUUUCUGUUCCCGGUGUGUUGAAGCGUACCGUUAAUAAUUAUGGUGAUUACCCAGCGCUGCGCACAAAAAAUGAGAAGAAGGAAUACGUAACCGUUACCUACAGGCAAUAUGAACAAAAAGUGCAUCAAGUCGCCAAAGCGUUCAUCAAGCUCGGUCUGGAGCCGCACCACUCAGUGGGUGUGCUAUCCUUCAAUUGCGCCGAAUGGUUUUACUCUGCGAUGGGUGCCAUACACGCCGGUGGUAUUAACGCUGGUAUUUACACGACCAACUCAGCGGAAGCUUGUCUGCAUGUUUUGGAGAAUUCGCGUGCACAAAUCGUGGUGGUCGACGAAUCCAAGCAAAUGGAUAAGAUUAAAGAGAUUAGAGACAAGUUGCCACAUCUCAAGGCGGCCAUUCAAAUUCAGGAACCAUAUGCGCCCUACAUGAAGAAGGAAGAUGGCUACUACAGGUGGUCUGAAAUCGAGGCGAUGGCUGUUGCGGAUGUUGAAGAUGAGUACCAGAAGCGUCUGGCGAAUAUCGCCAUAAACCAGUGCUGCUGUCUGGUAUACACUUCUGGUACCGUGGGCAUGCCGAAGGGUGUUAUGCUUAGCCAUGACAAUCUCAUCUUUAAUACCCGCGCCAUCACAAAGUCGCUAUACAAUGUUACAGCCGGCUCUGAGGUGGUCGUAUCCUACCUGCCACUAUCCCAUGUGGCCGCACAGACUGUUGAUAUCUACACAGUUGCAUCUAUAGCUGGUUGCAUAUAUUUUGCCGACAAGGAUGCGCUGAAGGGUACACUUGUGAAGACGCUACAAGAUGCGCGUCCCACAAGAUUUAUGGGCGUUCCGCGUGUCUAUGAAAAAUUCCAGGAACGCAUGGUGGCCAUUGGCUCGUCUAACGGUGGUUUGAAGAAAAUGCUCGCCAGCUGGGCUAAGGGUGUAACAUUGCGUCACUAUAUGGAGACUCACGGCAAAGGUCCCGGUGGUUUCGGUUAUAACCUUGCUAAGAAAUUAGUUAUGUCCAAGGUGAAACAAGCACUCGGCUUUGAUCGGUGCAUAACUCUCGUUACUGCUGCUGCACCCAUGUCACCCGAAACAAAAAAAUAUUUUCUGAGCUUGGACAUGAAACUUUUGGAUGCCUUCGGUAUGUCUGAAGUGGGCGGUUGCCACACACUGUGUCUUCCUGAUACACAGCCGCUGAACUCGAUCGGCAAAACAUUGGCCGGUUGUGAGACUAAGGUUGUCAACAAGGAUGAAAAUGGUCAUGGAGAGCUCUGCAUACGCGGCCGUCACGUGUUCAUGGGCUACAUUUACAACCAAGAGAAAACCGAUGAGGCGCUUGAUGAGGACUGUUGGCUGCACUCAGGCGAUGUUGGCUACAUUGAUGACAAAGGCUACGUUUACAUAACCGGACGUUCAAAGGAGAUUAUCAUCACCGCUGGUGGCGAGAACAUACCACCUGUACACAUUGAGAAUUUGAUCAAGAAAGAAUUGGAUGGCAUUGCGAAUGCCUUCUUGGUGGGUGAACAGCGCAAAUAUCUGACCGUGCUGCUAACAAUCAAGACCGAAAUGGAUCGCGAAACUGGCGCACCACUCGACGACCUCACUCACGAGUCGCUCACUUGGGUGAAGAGUUUGGGUGUUGAACACAAAACGCUGAGUGAAAUUCUGAAGGCAGGCCCUUGCCCCAAGGUAUGGAAAUCUAUUGAAGACGGUAUAAAGCGCGCCAACAAGCACGCCAUUUCCAAUGCGCAGAAGGUACAGAAAUUCACAAUCUUGCCACAUGACUUCUCCAUACCCACGGGUGAAUUGGGUCCCACUUUGAAGGUGAAACGCAAUGUUGUUGCCAAACAGUAUGCUGAUGUCAUCGAGGGUCUUUACGCCUAAGCUUGGCUGCUGGCACUUUCCAAAGCGCUCUGCGUUGUACAAACGAGGCUGUUCGUAAUUCCUAUCGUUUUGCUGAAAUUAUAGAAAUGUAGUUAGUUAAUGGAAUAACAAAUAUACAUAUAUAUAUAGACAAAUUACUAACAGAAAGACAGCAAAGAAAGCGAGAACAAAGCGUUGGCCAUGCAACCAGCCUGUAGAGUUUAAUAAAUAACAUACCUUAAUGACUUAAAUUAAGUUCGGUAGAUAAAAAAUGUACAUAAGAUUUUAAAGGCAUACCUAUCCAUUUUUAGCAGUAAUAUUCAGUUGGUUUAAUAUUUUUUUUCGACAUCCACUGGUUUUAUUUUUUAACAAAACAUAUUUUGCUAAUGGAUAUAUUUUCCUUUUUACCUUCUAUAUAAGGACCAAACUGAUUUUAAACGCUAUUGAAAUUUUGUAGAAAAAGUAGUUGCUAUGAAUUUGUAAAAGCUUAUACAAAAUAUGUUUUUUUUUAUUAUUUUAAAAAAUAACUUUAUAUUAUAUUUCACAAAAAUUCACACACAUACUUGUAUGUAUGCCCUUUAUAUAUAAAACUACUUACUUAUUAAAUUGUGUAAAUAAAUUCCAAUACUUUAGGUAAAUGAAAAAUUUUAUUGUACAAUGUAAAUAAGAAAAUAUAAAGCAAGUACAUAAAAAAGUGAAUACAAAAUAUUUUUCUUUAAAUAUAAAUAGUGUUGAAACUUUGGUGAGACUUAGUUCUGUACUUUCAUAGCAAGAAAAAAUAUUGAAACUGUUGUAUAGCCCUAGCAACAUUUCUUUAAACUGUGCGGAUCAUGUUUAUUUGUAUUAAAUGUUGCUAAACUGUACUCAAA